AUGGCUUCGAGCCUUGAUUCAAAGAGGAGCAUUGGCAAGAAGAUGGUCAUCGCGUGUGAUGGAACGUGGCAGAACAGCGAUCAAGGCUACGACGACUCCGUCUUCGCACCACCGGCAGCUCAGAUCCCCUCGAACGUCACACGCAUCGUCCGCGCCAUAAAACACAAAGACGACGAUGGUAUCCCCCAGGUCGUCUUCUACCAGCGUGGCGUGGGCGCCAACGGCGGCGAAGAAGAUAAAAUCGUGGGCGGCGCCACGGGUGUCGGGCUCUCUGAGCACGUCCGCGAAGCGUAUGGAUUUCUAGCUAACAAUUUCGACCCGGAGUCUCAAGAGGCGCUCAAUGAUGUCUCCAAACCUAUCGACGAGAUUGUGCUGCUGGGAUUUUCGAGAGGCGCGUUUACUGCGAGGGCUAUUUCGAGUCUGGUGAGUGAUGUUGGGGUGUUGACUCGGGCGGGGAUGGAGAGCUUUUGGGGCGUUUUUGGGGAUUGGAUGAAGCAGAAUGUGGAAGGGAGGCAGAGUGAGUGGUUUGAAAGUCGGUUUGGGAGGAAGGUUUCUUUUACAGAUCCGGUGUAUAGGCAGACGUUGAUUGAGCAUGGUAUUACGAGAUGGCCGAUGCCAAUUCGAGCUGUUGGGGUUUGGGAUACUGUUGGUUCCCUCGGCAUACCUUUACCAUUCCAUGCAGAAAAUGUCAAGGAAUUCUCUUUCGUCAACACCAAGGUAGCCGUGCACGUUCAACAUGCAUUCCAAGCACUUGGCCUCGACGAGCAUCGAAGACUGUUUACUCCCACGCUCUGGGAAUGGCCCACUAAUGACCAAAACCUGAAGAAGCUCAAACAAUGCUGGUUUCCAGGCGUGCAUUCGAAUAUAGGCGGAUCGUAUCCCGACGCCGGUAUUUCCAAUAUCACACUCGCUUGGAUGAUCAGCCAAUUUGAAGAAAGUGACGGCGGAAUCUUGACAUUCGACCCUAUAUAUUUGGAUUGGCUACAAGAUCUGAACAACGAAUACUACAUCAAGCAAGCACAACCAAUUCGACCAUGGGCCCUUAGCAAAAUCUACGACUCAGCACCCCACACCACAGUUAAGGGCAUUGUCGCGGGUCUCUCACCCGUAGUUCGUACCCCCGGCCGGUAUCAUGUCGUCAAUGACAAAACCGGUCUUGGAACCAAUAUACCAUUGAAGAACACAUGCGAAUUCAUUCAUCCCAGCGUUCGCAUCCGCAUGGAUAGCGGAGGACUUGGUACAGAAGAGGACUCCAAGCAUGUUUCAGAGGUAUCACAUCUUCUGAAUGCUGCAAAGGGUCUUGUAGGCUUGAAUUGGAAUUUGAAUAAGUAUUCUAGUCCUGCGCUUAAAAACUAUGAGCUGGUCGAGUCGGUGGGUGUGCAGAAUGGCACAACAGGAGCGGGUGGUGUGGUUUGGAAGGCGAAGGAUGGGAGUGAAGGGUUGCCGGAGGAGGAGCUGGGGAGGACGGAAAUUAGGUUGUUGAAGAGGAGUGUUGACAUGGCUAGUAAGCUUCAAGGGUAG
Lachnellula hyalina is the source of this 1521-nucleotide messenger RNA. RefSeq lists its product as uncharacterized. The record is from RefSeq and is a predicted model, not a curated record. The transcript is spliced from 6 exons. Bases 1 to 1521 code for a protein of 506 amino acids. NCBI's taxonomy places the organism in Eukaryota, Fungi, Ascomycota, Leotiomycetes, Helotiales, Lachnaceae.